GAUUUAGCGUCGUCUGCACUGAAAUAUUGUGCCAUCCGCGAACUCCACGUGUGUAACGACGUCUACAGCACCAAGUGAACGGUUACAUUUUCUUUUUACUAUAUUAAGUAAUUAACAGUAGUAAAUAGUGGAAUGGCAGGAGGUGAACAGGCUUCACAUCGACCCGGUCUUCUAAAACAGCAAAAUAAAUCUCAUAAAAAUGGGAGACAUCGCAGCAAAAGUGAAAUUGACAAGAACAACAAAGGACGAGUUCAUGUCAAAUUAGCAUCAAAAAGGAAAAAUCAAGAACUAAAGCGGGAUGAAAGAAGAAGGAAAGCAAAUCAGAUAAGGUCGAAGAAACGAGAAGAUGUCCUGGCUAAAAAGAGGGCAAUAGGUGGGAAUGAUUCAGCUCCUUUUCUGUCUGCAAUAAUCCCACUAGGAGAAUCAGCAAACAUUCAAAAGUUGUUAAAACAAAUCAAAGAGUGUGAUGCUGAUGCAAAAGUGGAAAUGACUGGCUCCAAUGUAAUAAACAUCAAUGUGCCACGUUUUCGGCAGAACUUCAGUUUGAUAGUGCCUCGUCCUGGAGAUCUUUAUGCAGCACUGGAUGCUUGCAAAGUUGUUGAUAAUGUUGUAUUCGUAAUAUCACCUCCUUCUGACACUGACAGCUGUAUGUCUCAUUCAACAAGUAAUGAAGGGCCUUUGGGUUUUGACAACAGUGGUGAAGAGUUGCUGUCUGCCAUCAUGGCACAGGGGCUUCCUUCUCCAAUUUUUGUUGUUAAUGACAUUGAGACCAUUUCAUUGAAGAAAAGAAAUGAUUACAAGAAGCUUCUUAUGAAACAGCUGGAUCAGAUGGUGCCAUUAGAGAAGCUUCAAGUGAUUGAAAAUGAAAGUGAUGCUCUCAGACUGUUGCAUCACAUUGGUUCCCAGAAACAGCGACCUAUCUAUCAAAGAAAUAUGAGAUGCCAUUUUCUUUGUGAAGAAGUGAACUUCAAGCAAAAUUCUGAUGAUCCGACAGUCGGAAGUUUGAUCGUCGAUGGAUACGUACGCUAUCAACCCUUAAACGUGAAUGGAUUAGUCCACAUACCUGGAUGGGGAGACUUUCAAAUGGAGCGAAUCGAAGUCAGGAGGGAACCCGGAGAAUUUAUUUUCCUGGAGGAAGCAAAUCCCGCUCUUCAAGAAUCACUGAAAUCCGAAAAUGAUCCUGAUCCUAUGAACGGUGAGCAGACAUGGCCUUACCAAGAAGAAAUGGAAGGCCAAACUUUGGAAGCGGACAAAAUUGAAGAUGAUGAAGAAUCGGAAAAAAAGAAACGAGUACCAAAAGGAACAUCAGAGUAUCAAGCCGCCUGGAUCAAAGACGAGGACGAUGAUAAAAACGAAGAAAACGAUGAAGAAGAAGAGGAUGAUAGUGACGAUUGGGAAGAUGAUUACGAAGACAUGUCUGGAGAUGAUGGAAGUGAAGAAUCACAUGAAGAAGCUGAAGAAGAUGAAAUGGAAUCAGUAGACAACGAAGGUGGAGACACGGAUGUGUACGAUAAAAAAGUUAAAUUUGCAGAUGAAGAAGAAGAAUUUAAAAAAAUUAAGGAAGCUCGUGAGGAUGAACUUUUCCCUGACGAAGUGGAUACGCCACGCGACACAUUGGCUAAGGUACGCUUUCAAAAGUAUCGUGGUUUGAAAUCCUUUCGUACAUCACCUUGGGAUGCCAAAGAAAAUCUACCCAUGGAUUAUUCCAGAACUUUUCAGUUCCAAAAUUUUCCGCGGACUCGUAAGCGAAUCUUGAAAGAAGAACGAACUGGAGCAAAGCCCGGAUGGUACGUGAGAGUUCACGUUAAGAACGUGCCCAGCCAUUUACCAGCGAGUCUCCAAUCCGGCUACCCAUUGACAUUAGUCGGCAUGUUGCCUCACGAACAGAGAAUGAGUGUGGUUAAUCUUGUUCUUAAGAGGUUCAAAAAUGCACGCGAUCAGCAAGCGAUUCCGUCAAAAGAGCGACUGAUCUUUCAUUGCGGUUAUCGGCGGUAUGCUGCUGCUCCCAUUUUUAGUCAGCACACUGCAGCCAACAAGCAUAAGUAUGAGCGCUUCUUUCGGCCAGAAUCAGUUGUAGUAGCAACUCUUUACGCGCCAAUUAUCUUUCCAUCUGCCUCAGUCUUGGUAUUUCGGGAAAAGAAGGACGGAACUCAAGUAAUGAUAGCGACUGGAUCGGUUUUAUCAGUAAAUCCUGAUCGCAUUACAGUUAAACGUGCCGUUUUGAGUGGAGCACCAUUUAAAGUUCACCGCAAAUCUGCUGUCCUGCGAUUUAUGUUCUUCAACCGUGAGGACAUCGAAUGGUUCAAACCAGUUGAAUUAAGAACGAAAUAUGGUCGACGAGGUCACAUCCGAGAACCACUUGGAACGCAUGGACACAUGAAAUGUGUAUUUGAUGGCCAAAUCAAAUCCCAGGACACAGUAAUGAUGAAUCUUUAUAAACGCGUGUUCCCGAAGUGGAGCUACGAUCCUAACGUAGCGUCUCCAUCUCCUUUGUAUAAUCAUGAAGUAGAAAUGGAAGAUGCUGCCAAUCAAUUAAUGGUAUAAAUAAAAUUUGAUUGGACCUUGUC
Messenger RNA from Daphnia pulicaria, 2567 nucleotides. It is a transcript of the gene Tsr1, whose product is annotated as pre-rRNA-processing protein TSR1 homolog. The record is from RefSeq and is a predicted model, not a curated record. Gene Ontology annotation, molecular function: GTPase activity; U3 snoRNA binding; GTP binding. Gene Ontology annotation, biological process: maturation of SSU-rRNA from tricistronic rRNA transcript (SSU-rRNA, 5.8S rRNA, LSU-rRNA); ribosome biogenesis; endonucleolytic cleavage of tricistronic rRNA transcript (SSU-rRNA, 5.8S rRNA, LSU-rRNA). Bases 133 to 2544 code for a protein of 803 amino acids. NCBI's taxonomy places the organism in Eukaryota, Metazoa, Arthropoda, Branchiopoda, Diplostraca, Daphniidae. The transcript has 7 exons. Gene Ontology annotation, cellular component: preribosome, small subunit precursor; nucleus.